Messenger RNA from Egretta garzetta (little egret), 404 nucleotides. Its product is annotated as feather keratin Cos2-3. The transcript is spliced from 2 exons. The record is from RefSeq and is a predicted model, not a curated record. NCBI's taxonomy places the organism in Eukaryota, Metazoa, Chordata, Aves, Pelecaniformes, Ardeidae. Gene Ontology annotation, molecular function: structural constituent of cytoskeleton. Gene Ontology annotation, cellular component: intermediate filament. Bases 1 to 396 code for a protein of 131 amino acids.
AUGUCCUGCUACAAUCAGUGCCGCCCAUGCCAGCCCUGCGGCCCGACCCCACUGGCCAACAGCUGCAAUGAGCCCUGUGUCAGGCAGUGCCAGAACUCCACUGUCGUCAUUGAGCCCCCUGCUGUGGUGGUGACCCUGCCUGGGCCCAUCCUCAGCUCCUUCCCGCAGAACACCGUGGUGGGCUCCUCCACCUCUGCUGCUGUUGGCAGCAUCCUCAGCUGUGAUGGAGUGCCCAUCACCUCUGGCUGCUGUGACCUCUCGGGCAUUUCCAGGCGCUACUGGGGGAAACGAUACCUUAAGGGUCAAAAGACCCCCAGAUGUAAGUGGCUUAUAUGCAUAAGAUUUAGGCCUUAUUGUCUAGCUUGCUGUUACUUUGCUAAAAUUAGUAUUGUCUAGCUUGCGGU